This is a messenger RNA of Knipowitschia caucasica, 4083 nucleotides long. The record is from the annotation of a GenBank genome assembly. Lineage: Eukaryota; Metazoa; Chordata; Actinopteri; Gobiiformes; Gobiidae.
AUGGGGAAGCACCACAACACAUCCACAGGAGGCACAGGAAGCGGAUCUCCCACUGUCCCCGUGAAGCACUCACCCACCGCAGACACUGUCCAAAUGUCUAAAGUGUCUAAAGUGUCUGUAGUGUCUAAAGUGUCUGUAGUGUCUAAAGUGUCUGUAGUGUCUAAAGUGUCUGUAGUGUCUAAAGUGUCUGUAGUGUCUAAAGUGUCUAAAGUGUCUGUAGUGUCUAAAGUGUCUGUAGUGUCUAAAGUGUCUGUAGUGUCUAAAGUGUCUAAAGUGUCUAAAGUGUCUGUAGUGUCUAAAGUGUCUGUAGUGUCUAAAGUGUCUAAAGUGUCUGUAGUGUCUAAAGUGUCUGUAGUGUCUAAAGUGUCUAAAGUGUCUGUAGUGUCUAAAGUGUCUAAAGUGUCUGUAGUGUCUAAAGUGUCUAAAGUGUCUAAAGUGUCUGUAGUGUCUAAAGUGUCUAAAGUGUCUGUAGUGUCUAAAGUGUCUAAAGUGUCUAAAGUGUCUGUAGUGUCUAAAGUGUCUAAAGUGUCUGUAGUGUCUAAAGUGUCUAAAGUGUCUAAAGUGUCUAAAGUGUCUGUAGUGUCUAAAGUGUCUAAAGUGUCUGUAGUGUCUAAAGUGUCUAAAGUGUCUGUAGUGUCUAAAGUGUCUAAAGUGUCUGUAGUGUCUAAAGUGUCUGUAGUGUCUAAAGUGUCUAAAGUGUCUAAAGUGUCUAAAGUGUCUGUAGUGUCUAAAGUGUCUAAAGUGUCUAAAGUGUCUGUAGUGUCUAAAGUGUCUAAAGUGUCUGUAGUGUCUAAAGUGUCUGUAGUGUCUAAAGUGUCUGUAGUGUCUAAAGUGUCUGUAGUGUCUAAAGUGUCUAAAGUGUCUGUAGUGUCUAAAGUGUCUAAAGUGUCUGUAGUGUCUAAAGUGUCUAAAGUGUCUAAAGUGUCUGUAGUGUCUAAAGUGUCUGUAGUGUCUAAAGUGUCUGUAGUGUCUAAAGUGUCUAAAGUGUCUGUAGUGUCUAAAGUGUCUAAAGUGUCUGUAGUGUCUAAAGUGUCUAAAGUGUCUGUAGUGUCUAAAGUGUCUGUAGUGUCUAAAGUGUCUGUAGUGUCUAAAGUGUCUAAAGUGUCUGUAGUGUCUAAAGUGUCUAAAGUGUCUAAAGUGUCUAAAGUGUCUGUAGUGUCUAAAGUGUCUAAAGUGUCUGUAGUGUCUAAAGUGUCUAAAGUGUCUGUAGUGUCUAAAGUGUCUAAAGUGUCUGUAGUGUCUAAAGUGUCUGUAGUGUCUAAAGUGUCUGUAGUGUCUAAAGUGUCUAAAGUGUCUAAAGUGUCUAAAGUGUCUGUAGUGUCUAAAGUGUCUGUAGUGUCUAAAGUGUCUAAAGUGUCUGUAGUGUCUAAAGUGUCUAAAGUGUCUAAAGUGUCCAAAGUGACUAAAGUGUCUGUAGUGUCUAAAGUGUCUAAAGUGUCUGUAGUGUCUAAAGUGUCUGUAGUGUCUAAAGUGUCUGUAGUGUCUAAAGUGUCUAAAGUGUCUAAAGUGUCUGUAGUGUCCAAAGUGACUAAAGUGUCUGUAGUGUCUAAAGUGUCUAAAGUGUCUGUAGUGUCUAAAGUGUCUAAAGUGUCUGUAGUGUCUAAAGUGUCUGUAGUGUCUAAAGUGUCUGUAGUGUCUAAAGUGUCUAAAGUGUCUAAAGUGUCUGUAGUGUCUAAAGUGUCUAAAGUGUCUAAAGUGUCUGUAGUGUCUAAAGUGUCUAAAGUGUCUGUAGUGUCUAAAGUGUCUGUAGUGUCUAAAGUGUCUAAAGUGUCUGUAGUGUCUAAAGUGUCUAAAGUGUCUGUAGUGUCUAAAGUGUCUGUAGUGUCUAAAGUGUCUGUAGUGUCUAAAGUGUCUAAAGUGUCUAAAGUGUCUGUAGUGUCUAAAGUGUCUAAAGUGUCUGUAGUGUCUAAAGUGUCUAAAGUGUCUGUAGUGUCUAAAGUGUCUAAAGUGUCUGUAGUGUCUAAAGUGUCUGUAGUGUCUAAAGUGUCUGUAGUGUCUAAAGUGUCUAAAGUGUCUAAAGUGUCUAAAGUGUCUGUAGUGUCUAAAGUGUCUGUAGUGUCUAAAGUGUCUAAAGUGUCUGUAGUGUCUAAAGUGUCUAAAGUGUCUGUAGUGUCCAAAGUGACUAAAGUGUCUGUAGUGUCUAAAGUGUCUAAAGUGUCUGUAGUGUCUAAAGUGUCUGUAGUGUCUAAAGUGUCUGUAGUGUCUAAAGUGUCUAAAGUGUCUGUAGUGUCCAAAGUGACUAAAGUGUCUGUAGUGUCUAAAGUGUCUGUAGUGUCUAAAGUGUCUAAAGUGUCUAAAGUGUCUGUAGUGUCUAAAGUGUCUAAAGUGUCUGUAGUGUCCAAAGUGACUAAAGUGUCUGUAGUGUCUAAAGUGUCUAAAGUGUCUGUAGUGUCUAAAGUGUCUGUAGUGUCUAAAGUGUCUGUAGUGUCUAAAGUGUCUAAAGUGUCUGUAGUGUCUAAAGUGUCUGUAGUGUCUAAAGCAGGGGUGCUCAAUACGUCGAUCGCGAUCUACCAGUCGAUCGCAAAGUGUGAGCACCCCUGGUCUAAAGUGUCUAAAGUGUCUAAAGUGUCUGUAGUGUCUAAAGUGUCUAAAGUGUCUGUAGUGUCUGUAGUGUCCAAAGUGACUAAAGUGUCUGUAGUGUCUAAAGUGUCUGUAGUGUCUAAAGUGUCUAAAGUGUCUGUAGUGUCUAAAGUGUCUGUAGUGUCUAAAGUGUCUGUAGUGUCUAAAGUGUCUGAAGUGUCUAAAGUGUCUAAAGUGUCUAAAGUGUCUAAAGUGUCUAAAGUGUCUAAAGUGUCUGUAGUGUCUGUAGUGUCUAAAGUGUCUAAAGUGUCUAAAGUGUCUGUAGUGUCUAAAGUGUCUAAAGUGUCUGUAGUGUCUAAAGUGUCUGUAGUGUCUAAAGUGUCUAAAGUGUCUAAAGUGUCUAAAGUGUCUAAAGUGUCUGUAGUGUCUAAAGUGUCUAAAGUGUCUGUAGUGUCUAAAGUGUCUAAAGUGUCUAAAGUGUCUGUAGUGUCUAAAGUGUCUAAAGUGUCUAAAGUGUCUAAAGUGUCUAAAGUGUCUGUAGUGUCUGUAGUGUCUAAAGUGUCUAAAGUGUCUAAAGUGUCUAAAGUGUCUGUAGUGUCUAAAGUGUCUAAAGUGUCUAAAGUGUCUAAAGUGUCUGUAGUGUCUAAAGUGUCUAAAGUGUCUGUAGUGUCUAAAGUGUCUGUAGUGUCUAAAGUGUCUGUAGUGUCUAAAGUGUCUAAAGUGUCUAAAGUGUCUAAAGUGUCUAAAGUGUCUAAAGUGUCUGUAGUGUCUAAAGUGUCUAAAGUGUCUGUAGUGUCUAAAGUGUCUGUAGUGUCUAAAGUGUCUGUAGUGUCUAAAGUGUCUAAAGUGUCUAAAGUGUCUAAAGUGUCUAAAGUGUCUAAAGUGUCUAAAGUGUCUGUAGUGUCUAAAGUGUCUAAAGUGUCUAAAGUGUCUGUAGUGUCUAAAGUGUCUGUAGUGUCUAAAGUGUCUGUAGUGUCUAAAGUGUCUGUAGUGUCUAAAGUGUCUGUAGUGUCUAAAGUGUCUAAAGUGUCUAAAGUGUCUAAAGUGUCUAAAGUGUCUAAAGUGUCUAAAGUGUCUAAAGUGUCUGUAGUGUCUAAAGUGUCUAAAGUGUCUAAAGUGUCUAAAGUGUCUAAAGUGUCUAAAGUGUCUGUAGUGUCUAAAGUGUCUAAAGUGUCUGUAGUGUCUGUAGUGUCCAAAGUGACUAAAGUGUCUGUAGUGUCUAAAGUGUCUGUAGUGUCUAAAGUGUCUAAAGUGUCUGUAGUGUCUAAAGUGUCUAAAGUGUCUAAAGUGUCUAAAGUGUCUGUAGUGUCUAAAGUGUCUAAAGUGUCUGUAGUGUCUAAAGUGUCUAAAGUGUCUAAAGUGUCUAAAGUGUCUAAAGUGUCUAAAGUGUCUAAAGUGUCUAAAGUGUCUAAAGUGUCUAAAGUGUCUGUAGUGUCUAAAGUGUCUAAAGUGUCUGUAGUGUCUAAAGUGUCUGUAGUGUCUAAAGUGUCUGUAGUGUCUAAAGUGUCUGUAGUGUCUAAAGUGUCUAAAGUGUCUAAAGUGUCUAAAGUGUCUAGUGUCUAA